CAGCCUGUGAAGAGGUGAAGAGUGAUUUCCUUUGCUUUACUUUUUUUUAUCAUUUUCACUGAAUAUAAAGUGUCUUCAUCUGGACCCACAAGUUUUCUUGACUUUGUUCUUCUGUUUUCUUCCCCAUCCCACUGGUGGGGAUAAGGAGCGAACAGUUGGCUGUGUGGGUGCUCGGUUGUUGGCCGGGGUCAACCCGCCACAGAAAUAGAACAGAUGAUCUUCAGUGAAGUUACUAAGUGGGCAGGUUUUUUUUCAGUUUGUUGUGCUUACAAAGUGCUGAUGUAGAAGUGAUGUAGAAUUCAUUAGUUACUGAAGUUGGGAUUUGCUCUUGUUUUGCUAAACAUACAGAUGGAGUGAUAGUUACUGUUAUCAGUAGAUCGGGAUCUAGUGCUUUACAUUUGUUAUUGAGCAGGGAGUUUGUACACUGGAUAGUGACAAACAGUUGUUAGAGUGCUGGAAUCUUGGUGUUUCGGUGUUGUUUUUUUUUAAAGGGAUGUAAUCAUUUGGCACAGAAGCUUGUGUUUGAGAGUGCGGAGCUAUGUGUUGUGUGGUGUUAGAUAAUGGUGAAAAUCAGGAUAGGUUUAAGUUGGUGUUAUCAAACUGAUUCUUGUUCUUAUGUUUGAAAGGCAGUAAACAUAUAGAGAAAAUACUGAAAUUUGCUUUGCAGUCGGAGUGCUCCCUGAAGUUUCUUCAUGUUGGAUAUUUUUGUUUUUUUUUCAUUUGAUUGUCUCUGCUGUGUCCUUUAAGUGCAGUGCUGGGCUGGUGAGUAGCAUACUCUUGUGAACUUUGAAAGCGGGCGGAUUUCAGAAGAAUGGACACUUCCUGUAACCUUGAGGUGGACUUCACGCAUUUUUCAAGGACCGGAAAGAACUGAAUUGAGAGUUUUUCCCUCAAUAUACUGUCAGUCUGUUUCAUUUCAACAGUUCAGUGUCGCACAGUGAUGACCAAGUAAUCUCAUCGUGCUCUCACCAUUUCCAGAAGUCAACUAAAAUUGUGAUUUAUUUUUUUUUUUUUUUGCUUCUAAACUGGAAACACAAAGAUGCAGUGCGUAACAUCUUGGGACGUGGAAGGAGUUCUUCGUAGUAUCCCAGAUUGUGGGUUCAUUACAUGCUUGGCUUUAAUAUUAGCCAUUGUUAAGGAUGAGCUGCAGCAGUGUAGCACAGUAUAUGAAGCAAAGUACAGAUAUCAGCCAUUAAUUAUGUUUCAUUUUCUUUCCACAGUUAAGUUGAUUUUACAGAAUUUAUCAGGUCUUCAAAGCAGAAACAGGUGAUUUUUGCUGUGGGUUGAGCUCAGCAUGGCUGUAGUCAUCCGUUUACAGGGGCUUCCUAUUGUUGCGGGUCCUGCAGAUAUUCGUCGUUUCUUCUUGGGAUUGAAUAUUCCUGAUGGAGGUGUGCAUAUUAUUGGAGGAGAGAUUGGGGAGGCUUUUAUUAUAUUUGCAACAGAUGAAGAUGCACGGCGUGCCAUGAGCUGUUCAGGAGGGUUUAUCAAGGACUCGCGCAUAGAGCUGUUUCUCAGCAGCAAGGCAGAGAUGCAGAAUACCAUAGAAAUGAGCCGGAAACGAUUUGACCGUGGGGGACGAGAAAAUAUAGCUGGCUCUAGAAGAACAGGUACUAACGGUUCUGGUGCUGGUGUUGGAGACAUGCCACAUUUAGUCACGCCUUUUCCCAAAGGAAUGAAUAAACCUGGCUAUGGUCCCCCAAAUCAUCCGGAGGCUGGUUUCCAUGCCAAUGGUGCAAGGCAUGGUAAUAUAGGUAUGCCUAAAUCAAACUAUCAGUCAAGAAAGGCAUGUCAUCCAUUUAACCCAGAUGAUCUUUACUUAUUUCUACGUGGUAUACCCUACUCUGCAACAGAAGAUGAAGUACGUGCUUUCCUUUCUGGGCUACAUGUGGACGGAGUGAUUAUGAUAAAGCAUCGCAAUGGUUUAAACAAUGGCGAUUGCUUGGUGAGAUUCGCUACGCCAGGUGAUGCCUUAGAAGGACUUAAACGUCACAGACAGUACAUGGGUCAGAGGUUCAUAGAAAUUAGCCCAUCUACAGAGGAACGGUGGAUUGAAUAUGGUGGGAGGGUGGAUAUGCCAGAUGAAAUCGAUGACUUUUUCUGUGAAGACCAUUCUCCAAGAAGUUCAGGCUACAUGCAUUCAAGGAAGCAUUCUCAUUCACGAUCACCAAGGAGACAAAGAACACGUUCCCGUUCAUCUCCCAACCAGGAAUAUUACAUACACUUAAGAAAUCUAUCUACUAAUGUGGAGAAAAGAGAUUUGAGAGAUUUUUUUCCUGACCUGGAUAUAUGUAGCCAACAGAUCAAGCUUCUAACAGAUAAGCAUCAGAGAAGGACUAGGGAUGCCUUUGUGAUGUUAAGGAGUGAGAGAGAUUAUCAGGCUGCUUUGGAAUGUCACAGAAGGGUUCUUCUCAAUCGUCCUGUUUACAUUUUUCCAAUUUCAAGAAAGUCAAUGUUGAAAAUAAUUGACUCUUGUGAGAGGAAAAGAUCACAGGACAGAGAUCAUCUUGGACAGGCCAUACCAGAAAAAAGUUACCGGGAAGGUCAUUCCGGCCCUAAGACAUGUAUUUAUGUAAGGAAUUUUCCAUUUGAUGUGUCAAAAAUUGAAGUACAAAAGUUCUUUGAGAGAUUUGAUAUUGAUGAAGAUGAUAUUUACUUGCUCUAUGAUGACAAAGGAGUUGGGCUGGGAGAAGCAUUAGUGAAGUUUAAAUCUGAAGAACAAGCCAUGAAAGCAGAAAACUUAAAUCGUCGGAGAUUCUUGGGAACAGAGGUAUUAAUAAGACUUAUAUCUGAAGACCAGAUGCAGAAGUUUGGUGUAAGUGUACCGUUGUCUGCACCAAAUGAAAUGCAGGGUAAUUCACGUCCGUAUGACAGAGGUCCAGUUGGCUCACCGUCUGGGCCACCACAAGGGCCACCUAUGCAUUCAUUUGGUCCCCCUGGAAACUUCAGGCAUCCUUCUGAAUUUAGGCAUCCCCCUGAGGACUUCAUGUGCCCUCCUAAGGAUUUUAGAGGUCCGCCACCCCUCAUGGAUUUUGGUGGUGACAGUGAACCUUUUGGCAGAAUGGAGUUUGGGAAUAAUAAAAUGGGAGGUUUUCCUGAAGGAAGAUUUAUGCCAGAUCCAAAUUUUAGUGGUGGUUCUGAGCAUGUUGUUCCUAUUCGGUUGAAAAAUUUACCUUUUAAAGCUACUCCUAAUGAGAUUCUGGAUUUUUUCUAUGGCUACAGAGUGAUCCCGGAAUCAGUUUCUGUACAGUACAAUGAACAAGGAUUACCUUCGGGUGAUGCCAUUGUUGCUAUGACAAAUUAUGAGGAAGCUAUGGCUGCUAUUAAUGAACUGAAUGAUAGGCCGAUUGGUCAACGGAAAGUUAAGUUGAGCUUGCUGUAAAGCAGGAAGAGAUUCUCUAGAGUAAGACUUUCUAGAUUUGACAGUAUUGACAGUUAUUUUAACUUUUUUUUUUAAUUACCGGAAGAUGCAGAAAAUGGUUUCUAUGAAUGGUUGUAAAUAUCUAGUUCAGUUGUUCAGCUCUUGGUUGAAAUAUUUGUAUGGUAAGAUACGAGAAAUGUAUUGUGCCUACUUGUAGCAGAGAGCCCAGAAAUUCAUGAGGACAUUGAAUGUCUUACACCAAGGUAUAAAGGCAUGGAGUUGUAAUGUUUUGGGUUUGUGUUUUUUUUUAAUUAUUUUUUCUGUUUUUUUUUGUUUGUUUGUUUGUUUUUUCCCCAGUUUGCUUUAAUUCCAUGUCCCAUUACAUUGCAUCAAAUAAAAAUGUAAGUGCUGGUUCAUUGACCAGUCAACAGUUCAAACAACUCCAGUGCUACCUGCAUUAGUAACUAACACGUCUUACUGAGGUUAGCUUUAUGGAAUUAAAAAAAAUACUUCUUUUUUUAUUUUUUUUUUUUGGUAUAAACUGGUGAGGUUUUGUUCGGUUUCAUGUGUUUGCAGGCAUUCCUGUUAAAAAAAGACAAAAGAGCUUCCUGUUCACGUUAGCUGGCUUUGCAACUUUUUUUUUAAUAAAACGAGAAAUUGCCAUUAAA
Messenger RNA from Pezoporus occidentalis (night parrot), 4026 nucleotides. RefSeq names its product RNA binding motif protein 12B (gene RBM12B). The transcript is spliced from 2 exons. NCBI's taxonomy places the organism in Eukaryota, Metazoa, Chordata, Aves, Psittaciformes, Psittacidae. Gene Ontology annotation, cellular component: ribonucleoprotein complex. Gene Ontology annotation, molecular function: RNA binding. The coding region runs from base 1295 to 3379 and encodes 694 amino acids. The record is from RefSeq and is a predicted model, not a curated record.